Dryobates pubescens (Downy woodpecker) is the source of this 826-nucleotide messenger RNA. RefSeq names its product crystallin alpha B (gene CRYAB). The record is from RefSeq and is a predicted model, not a curated record. Gene Ontology annotation, molecular function: protein folding chaperone; structural constituent of eye lens. Lineage: Eukaryota; Metazoa; Chordata; Aves; Piciformes; Picidae. Gene Ontology annotation, biological process: protein refolding; response to heat. The transcript is spliced from 3 exons. The coding region runs from base 164 to 688 and encodes 174 amino acids.
CCGAAGGGACCAGCCCAGGAGUGGGACAAUAAAAUCCCUGACACCACUGUUCAAGAGGCCUGGGAGGGGGGAAGGCCAGGCCAGCUGCACGGGUAUAAAGCUGCCUGGCGCCCCUGGCACAGCACUGCAGCAGUGGCUUGCCAGGCUCCUCCAGAGCACUCCCAUGGAUAUCACCAUUCACAACCCCCUCAUCCGCAGACCCUUCCUGUCUUGGCUGGCACCGAGUCGCAUCUUUGACCAGAUCUUUGGAGAGCAUCUGCAGGAGUCAGAGCUGCUCCCUGCCUCCCCCAGCUUCAGCCCCUUCCUGAUGAGAUCCCCCAUCCUUCGGAUGCCCAGCUGGCUGGAGGCAGGACUCUCUGAGAUGAGGCUGGAGAAGGACAAAUUUUCUGUGAACCUCGAUGUGAAGCAUUUCUCCCCUGAGGAGCUCAAAGUGAAGGUGCUUGGGGACAUGAUAGAAAUCCAUGGGAAACACGAGGAGCGCCAGGAUGAGCAUGGCUUUAUUGCCAGGGAGUUCAGCAGGAAAUACAGGAUCCCAGAUGACGUGGACCCAGUGACCAUAACCUCAUCCCUCUCCCUGGAUGGUGUCCUGACUGUGAGUGCACCAAGGAAACAAAGCGACCUCCCCGAGCGCACCAUCCCCAUCACCCGUGAGGAGAAGCCUGCCAUUGCAGCAGCCCAAAGGAAGUAGCUGCUACUUAAAGCCACCCUGGGGGGAGGGGAGGAGGCCAUUCGAGGGCACUUUCCAUCAGAUGCCAGCCAUGCUGAAUGGCUUCUCUCAUUAUUUAUGCUGAGGAAGUUCACUCACAAAUAAAACAUGAAUAAGCAA